This is a messenger RNA of Tigriopus californicus, 3440 nucleotides long. RefSeq names its product forkhead box protein K1-like. The transcript has 9 exons. The record is from RefSeq and is a predicted model, not a curated record. Gene Ontology annotation, molecular function: protein binding; RNA polymerase II cis-regulatory region sequence-specific DNA binding; DNA-binding transcription factor activity, RNA polymerase II-specific. Gene Ontology annotation, biological process: regulation of transcription by RNA polymerase II. The coding region runs from base 535 to 2853 and encodes 772 amino acids. NCBI's taxonomy places the organism in Eukaryota, Metazoa, Arthropoda, Copepoda, Harpacticoida, Harpacticidae.
GAGGCCAAUCUACCCAGGGAGAAGGAGGGUGGGUGGCCUUUUCGGAGUGACUUUGGAACUCGCCUUCGCUUGCUCGGUCGAUCGGUCUUUCUCCGAGUCUCUCGGUCGAGUCUGUGGCUCAUUUCUUCUUGUUGUCUCUUUCGUUGUCGCGGUGUACUGAACAAUGGCAUGGCCUCGAUUUUGUUCUGGAAAUGCGAUCGAGAGCGGACUUACUGGACCGACUGACUCGUCAGCAGCCUCGAGCUCUUUUGGUUCAUGUUCUUCGUCCCCCCCCGCGUGUUUGACGGCGAAUGUUGACUCGGGCUUCCACCACUCUGACGACUUGCCUUCCCAAACAAACAGUGCAAGCCGUUGAAGACCUCGGUGAGAGGGUCAGCUACCACUAUUUUCUUGUUGUCGGUCAACGUCUUUAUCGAGAUCAAUCGCGUCUUAAUCGGAUCGCCCGUUAAGUGCCCCCACGGGAUUGCUCGUGUGCUUGACAGCCUGUCCCAAGCCGACCCACCACCCCAGUCUUACAGCGACCACUUCAGGCCAAUGACAUCUCCGGCUUCACCCCGAGCCCCGCAGGACAGUGAUGCGUGGGCCUUAUUGGCCCUCAAAGAGCCGUCUGGACCCGUCAAGUCUAAAUCACCCAUCAAGGCUAUGGAAGUCCCGGAUGAAGACGGGUUCGACGGGCGAUUACGUGAGCCCAUCGCUAAACUGCAAGGCAAAGAGUUCGAGUAUUUGGUGCGACAAAAUCGACUGAUCAUCGGUCGUAACAGCUCGACCCGCGGAGAUGUGGACGUGAAUAUGGGCCAUUCCACGUUUGUGUCCAGAAAACACAUCGAGAUCUUCUACCAAGACAGUAACUUCUUUCUCAGUUGCAACGGCAAGAAUGGCAUUUUUGUGGACGGAACCUUUCAGCGAAAAUCUGCUCCUCCCCUCCAAUUGGCCAAAAAGUGCACCAUGCGUUUCCCCAGUACAAAUAUUCGCCUGUAUUUCCAAUCCCUUCUGGAAGAGUCGGAUCUCAUGAACAAAGUGGAACUCCCUUCUCCCAAUAAAGUGGACAUCAAACCUCUUAGUAUCAACAUCCCCUCAGGUCGAGUGGACAACAACGUAUACCAUGCCUCUCCUCCUCAUUCUCCGGCAGGAACGAUCAGUGUGCCCAAUUCCUGUCCAACGAGUCCGAGUGGGCGUCUGCAUCCCUAUGGGAGCAUUCAUUUGGGUCGCCAUUUGGACGUCAGUUCAACGGGUAGCCGAAGUCGGGUGGUGCCUCAAAGCGGGUUAUUGGGCAAUGUAAGUGGGCCACAGCCUGCCCUCACCGUCGAGAUCGAGGACAGUAAGCCCGAUGUGAACGAACUCACUCAUAAUGCGGUGGUGUAUCCGUCAGAGGAUGGCCAGCAUUUGUCAACCGUUCCACCGGGGGGAAAUCGGGUCAGCCUGCAAGUGACCUCCAAUGGAACACCGUUCCACUUGCCUCCGCCGCCCACGGAGACCGUUUCACCCUCCAAACAGGACGAGUCAAAACCUCCCUUUUCGUAUGCUCAGCUCAUCGUUCAAGCCAUUUCACAGGCUCCGGACAAACAGCUCACCCUUUCGGGCAUUUACACUUACAUCACAAAGAACUAUCCCUACUACAGAACUGCGGACAAGGGAUGGCAGAACUCUAUUCGCCACAAUUUGUCGCUGAAUCGUUACUUCGUUAAAGUCCCCCGCUCUCAAGAGGAACCUGGGAAAGGUUCCUUUUGGCGAAUUGAUCCUGCCUCCGAGCCGAAAUUGGUGGAACAAUCCUUUCGACGCAGAAGGCAAAGGGGUGUUCCUUGCUUUCGAGCGCCGUUCAUGGCGUCCAAUAGCCGCAGUGCGCCUUCCUCACCAAAUCACGUGGGCAUGUCCGGGUUGAUGACUCCCGAGUCGCUCUCCAGAGAGGGAUCACCCACUCCGGCCGAGAUCACCUUGCACGCUGCUCAUCCCGAGGACGGACAUCAAAUCGUUGGCACACACCUCGAGGUCAAAACGUCCACCUUCACCCCGAAUCAACAAAAUGCGCCGAGCCUAUUCAAUCCCAUCGUUCUCACCCCCUCCGGCCAUCAGCAGCCGAUCCAAAUUGCCACCCCAAAUAAUCAACCCCGUGUGAUCGUGGCUCAAUCUGGCCACGGUGGGAACCAACCCCGUCUCCUUGUACCUGCACAAAACUUGACCUUACUUAAUGGCAAUGGCAUGACCACCACCGGCAUCAGCCAGGCUUCGUUCAUGCCAAAAUCGGAGGUUGAGACUCACAAAAUCAUCUCGAGUGGCGGUGGGCCACUGAUUCUUCAGACAGCGAUGCCCAAUAUCAACACCACUACUACGACUUUCCUGACAACGGAUGGCUCGAAUGUGAAACGAAUCAUAUCCGCUGCGCCCUCUGCCCAAUUGGUGACCACCCCCAAUCAUUCGGAAAGCAAUAGCAUUAACCUCUCUGGUGUGACUGUGACUCCAGCCAUGACCAUCGUGAGCACGUCCAGUGCGCUCCCCGUCAUGCACAAUCUCUUGAACCACGGCUCGAAUCCGAGCUUAUCGGUCUCGGUGGCUCAAUUUGUGUCAGCAAAUAACUCCUCGAAAAACGGUGUCACGGUUAGCUUGACCAGUUCGCCUUCGUCCAUCGCUCCCAUUCCGGCCACUACCAUCGAGGUCCCGUUAAAGUCCACGUCUAAGGUUGAAGUCAAGCCCAUCAUGGAGGAGCCUCAGGCCAAACGGGCCCGGAUAGAUACGGUCGUGCCAGCUUCUCAGCCCCAACAGCAGGCCCAGCAGCAUCUGGUGGUGAGCGGGGGUGGCACCAAUGGAGAGCAUCACCACCACCAUCAUCAUCACAACAAUCACCCACAACACAAGUGAUGUUUUUGGUAGCCCCACGCUUGUUCUGUCCCUCCCGGUUUUGGCUUUAUUGUGUAACAAACCAAUCUACUAGUAAUGAAAUACAAUGAUAUUCUUUCUACUUGGAAAAGAGUUCAAACAAAACCCAAGCAACUCCUAACCCCACCCACACCCACACAAAUACCCAGUUAUGGUUGUUCCGAGCUGAGCAAAGCAAUUAUUAUAAUUAUCAUUUUGCCCUCAUCAUUAUUAUUAUUAUUAUCAUUGUUAUUAUGACCGAAUUACAACCGCAUCUUUGUCAUGUUCCUGCGUUUUAGCCGAACCAACUUUGUUUCUAUUCUCGACUUCUUCCGCGGAGGCUCCUUUACUCCCGAUUUUAAUUGGGACCCUCUUCUUACAUCUAUGCAAUCACUGAAUACAUUAUGCUGAUCCUGUCUGAACUAUACGUAGAUACUUCUCUUUUUCAUUUGUUUCGCUGAACUAUUUCUUUGUCGAUGGCCAAAAAUGGGGCAUCAAAAGAGAAGACAUCUGUUGCUGCUGUGUAGAAAUCAUGUUGAAUGUUGCCACGAAUAAACACUAUUCUGAAUAAAUCUGAAUUGUCCUCAAGA